Messenger RNA from Harmonia axyridis, 1600 nucleotides. Its product is annotated as thioredoxin, mitochondrial-like. The record is from RefSeq and is a predicted model, not a curated record. NCBI's taxonomy places the organism in Eukaryota, Metazoa, Arthropoda, Insecta, Coleoptera, Coccinellidae. The transcript is spliced from 3 exons. The coding region runs from base 165 to 572 and encodes 135 amino acids. Gene Ontology annotation, molecular function: protein-disulfide reductase activity; oxidoreductase activity, acting on a sulfur group of donors, disulfide as acceptor. Gene Ontology annotation, cellular component: cytoplasm.
GGUGUUGCUAUCAUUUUCAUACAGUACAGAAAGAUCUUCGGUUUUCUGUAACUUUUCAAACGUGUGCGCCUGAGCUGAACGUCACUCAAGGCAGUCAAAAUCUUAUGUAAAAAUAGAAAGCAUAUAAAAAUCUCAUUCGACAAUUGAUUUUCUCUUCAUUUACAAUGCAAUCAAUUAGAAAAAUAUUUCCCAGAUCUGUCGUGAUAACCUCCAGGAACUUUCAAACCUCAUCAUGUGUAUGGAAAUCGUUUAAAGUUCAGGAUGAUCAAGACUUUUUAGAGAAAGUGGAAAACAGCAAGAAACCAGUAAUUGUUGACUUUUUUGCGACCUGGUGCGGGCCAUGUAGAGCGUUAGAACCUAGGUUAGAAAAUGUUGUUGCCAAACGUAGUGAUAAAAUAACUUUAGCUAAAGUUGAUGUGGAUUCUUUGGGAGAGUUGGCUGCAAAAUACGAGGUUGCUACUAUCCCUGCAUUGGUGAUUUUCAAAAAUGGUAAAGUAGAGAGUAGGCUAGUUGGUCUACAAGAUGAAGACAAAUUGGGUAACUGGUUAGAUGCUAAUUUAGAGGAAAAGUAAUUCAUUAAUGUACCUACAUAUUUAGAAUUAAAAAGAUGAAGGUAUUUUCAAAUUGUGAUCAAAGUUGUUCUUAAAGAUUGAUAAGAUUGCCCUAGUCAACACAUUUUUGAAAAUAUUCCUAUCUUUGAUAAAACUUGUUUUUGUUACGUUUGUGUUAGUAAUUUUUCCUUUGUCUUGUUUCUAUAUUUAGAAAAUAUUCUGUUUGAAAAUUGUAAGAGAAAUGACAAAAUUUAGUCUACAAGUCUGAAAAAAUUAUUUAGGCUGAAUGAAUAUUUUGAUUUUGACAAUAAGAUUGAACUUAUUUAUGAGUUAUAUUGAGUUGAGGAAAUAAUUCAUAUAAUUUUAUCUAACUAAGUUGCAUUAAGUAAUUUUAAUUAUUCAAUCUGGAUUGGAUACUGAAGGGAAGAUUUUUCAUUAUAUUCCAAGUUUAUGAUUUGAAGUAGACAAUUAUGUUCCAAUUUAUUUUGCUUUUUAUCUUGUAAAUUAGUGUUGCAAAGUAUAUUUGUGAAUCAUUAUACAUAUAUUGUUAUAAUUUAUUCCUGCUCAGUCAUACUGUGAAAAAUCUUGAAACUAAACAACUAAAAGGUUAUGUUUUUUGCAAUUGGAUAUGGAACUCUUUUAAACAGAUAUAUGACUUAGAGUAACACUCAAACUGAUAGGACUAAAGUUGAUCUGAAUUUAAUUAAUUUUGUUAAUUACUUAGAAAAUGGAACAUAAUCGAUAAGAAUAGCAUCUCCCUAACUUAUCAUUUUAUGUCAUUUUGCUUUGUUGUAUAAAUGUUGCACAAACCAUUGCUAGUACCUUAUAGGAUCAAAGUUAAUCAACUUGUUUUUUAGUGGUAUAUUCAAUUUUCAUACGCCUCUUAUCUAAUAAUGAAAAAUAUGUUCGAAUUAUUGAUUAAAGUGUUCAUUCAUUCAAGAUUCAUUAAACUGAAUAAAAGAACUUUCUGGAAUUAAGUGACCUAAAUAUAAAUUGAUGAUUCUAUUUGUUCUACACUAUUAACCACAAAUAUAAUAUAUACAAUUGUU